This is a messenger RNA of Cheilinus undulatus (humphead wrasse), 6501 nucleotides long. RefSeq names its product Rho guanine nucleotide exchange factor (GEF) 12b (gene arhgef12b). The record is from RefSeq and is a predicted model, not a curated record. The transcript has 38 exons. Gene Ontology annotation, cellular component: cytoplasm. NCBI's taxonomy places the organism in Eukaryota, Metazoa, Chordata, Actinopteri, Labriformes, Labridae. Gene Ontology annotation, biological process: intracellular signal transduction; G protein-coupled receptor signaling pathway. Gene Ontology annotation, molecular function: G protein-coupled receptor binding; guanyl-nucleotide exchange factor activity. The coding region runs from base 634 to 5031 and encodes 1465 amino acids.
UUUUGUACCAUUUGCAUCACACUGUGAGGCAAAAACCCAAGACUAAACUACAAAUGAGGUCGGAUUAAAGUGAGCAGACCUGGAAGAGGAUGCUGCAAAACGGCAACGCUUCCAAAACAACCCAGAAGGGACAAAGUGGACCGUAAAGGACGGAAAUAAAAACGGACAGAUCAGCCAAAGUUUGACGCAAUCCUUCCCCGGAUAGCCAGGAAUAGACUCAAGUGUCAUCAUGGAAGUAUUUCCCAAGGAAAAAUAGAGAUUCUGUCACUUUAGACCCAAAGGUAACCAGAGGAAGUUGGGAAAACCUCAUACAACAAGUUGUGUUGCAGAACUUUUCCCCGUAGCGGAUACAAGCAGCACAUCUGAUUUUGGAUGCAGCUGUGGGUUCUAAAUCUGAUCAGCGUCGCUUGGAAUGAAUAAAAGUGGAGUUUGUGAUUCUCCAGCAGACACUCCCAGAGGAAAAACGGAGUUUUAGGCUCUGUGCACUGGAUUAUCAUCGCUCGUCGAGGUUUCUGGACGUGGACACACACCGAGGAGUGAGAAUCAAAGGGCCCUUUUAAUGAAAUAAGCAGUCAGAUGUGAUGGUUAAAAUGCUAUUUGGGUGAAGUCGUCGGAAACUCUUAGGGAAGCCCAAUGAGUGGCACACAGUCAACACUCACUGACAGGACCCCGAGCAUUCUGAACAAGGACCCCACAGACAAGAAACCCAAGAAUGAGAAAUCCUCCGUCUCUCUCAAACAUGAGUUUGACCCUACAGGUCUUGUCCAGCGUUGUGUGAUAAUCCAGAGAGAUGAAAACGGCUUUGGCCUGACUGUUAGCGGAGACAACCCUGUGUUUGUGCAGCUGGUGAAAGAAGAUGGAGCUGCGAUGCGAGCAGGUGUUCAGACAGGCGAUAGAAUCAUUAAGGUUAAUGGGACCCUGGUUACACAUUCAAACCACAUAGAGGUUGUAAAGCUCAUUAAAUCCGGUUCAUAUGUCGCACUCACGGUGCUGGGGAGGCCUCCAGGACUCCCUCAGAUCCCCCUGGACGAGGAAGAAGAGGAGGAGAAGGAAGAAGGAGCGGAGGUCAGCAUGCCCUCCUCUCUGUCUGCACCUCACUCACCUGCACUGCCAGGUGGGCAGCAGCACAGCCCCAUCACCAGCAUUCCCCAGGAGCCAAUCAGCUCCUCUCUACUGGACGGGGAUGAGAACAAAACCACACACAGCCAGAAAGCCGACGCACUGCAGAAGAUGAUAACCAAGGAGCAACAGGACCUGCAGGUAAAGGAGGAGGAGUACAGCAGAAACCCUCAGCCCAAACUACUGAAGGAGAUCCAGGAGGCAAAGAAGCACAUUUCACUGCUGCAGGAGCAGCUCAGCAAAGGAGCCUUACAGGAUGGAGCCACAGCGUCUGAGGAGGGAGACGGUGGGCCUCCUGUGAGGGAGCAGACCCCGGCCUCGCAGGGUGACAGCAGUAAUGACGGGCUCUUGAACAACAAUAACUCUAUCCUCAGCAGCCCGCUUCUAGAGAGUCCUGGUAAAAGAGAGACGCCUUGCCAGAGCCCCGACAUCAGCCGAAGAGACGGCCUCAACUUCUGCCCGUCGCCUGACACUGAGGAGACCCCAGACACGGACUUAAAUGCCCAGUGCGUUGUGGGUGGCCCUCCAUACCUCCUCAACCCUCAGAUCAUCGGAGCAGAAGAUGACUACUUUGAUUCUCAGCAAGAGCAGAUUAAUGGACAGUGUAGCUCUUUCCAGAGUUUGGACUUGUUGAAGUCUCGGCCGGCUCACCUCGCAGUCUUCCUCCAUCAUGUGGUCUCACAGUUUGACCCUGUGCCUUUGCUCUGUUAUCUCUACGCUGAAAUGCACAAGCAAACCAGCUCCAAAGAGAGCCGACGCUUCUUCAUUGAAUUUCACUCGCUUUUUUUGGACCGAACAGCAAAUCUUAAAGUACCAGUGCCAGAGACGAUUGCAGCAGAGCUGGAGAAGCGAAGGCUGGAGUUAAUACCUGAAGACGUCUGCAAACAGUACACCCAGACGUUACAGGAUGCACUCUUACCAGACCUGUACAGGAACCUGGAAGACUUUAGACAGAAGCGCAGCAUGGGUCUGACCCUGGCUGAAGACGAGCUAUCGAAGCUGGACUUGGAGCGAGGAGAAAACCAGCAGGCCUUAGAAAAAGAGUGCUCCUGUGCUGAACACAUCCUGUCAAAGAUCGAGGAUAUCCUGUUGACGUCACAGCCCACAGAAGAGGAGAAGUGCCAAACAAUGCAGUAUGUGAUUCUGACCUACAUGAAGCACCUCGGGGUGAAGGUGAAGGAGCCGCGUGGCCUGGAACAUAAACGAGCACGGAUCAAUUUUCUACCCAAAAUUAAGAAGAGUAUCAAGCCUGAGAAAGAAGGUGAGGAAAAGGUGAAGAAGCCUCGAUUUCCCAACAUCCUCGGGCCUCCGAGACGUCUGAGCAGAGUGGAUUCAACUUCAGUCGGUAAGGCCGUGGAGAUGAACAAACAGCGUUCACCAAAGCAGCUCCCUCAGCCAACCUUUGGCAUCCCCGAGCAGUCGGACUCCCCCACUGCAAACUCUGGACGGACUCGUGGAAAUCAGCUCAGCGAGAGUUCGGACACCAGCAUCCUGUCUCUGCCCUCAACCACCUCUCCAAUACACAGCUCACCCACAGGUCCAGCCUCAGACACCAGCGGGCACGACUCAGACUCCAACGUGUCUCCAUUCUGCAUUCAGCCCAGACUCAGUGAUGGUCUACAAACUGGAGACCACCAGGACGGCGUCUCCAGUCCAUUCAGCACUCAGUUUGACUUCAGCCCCUCCAAUCUGGAGCAGUUACAGGAAGAAGACCAGGAGAAUUUCAGGAUGGAGGUUCAGUGUGCAGUGGGUUCGGCUGACAUCCAGAGUGAAGACGACCUCGGAGGGGAGGUGGAGGGAGGCGAGGAGGAUCCUCUGAACUGGCAGAGUUUGGUCAGCCGAGGAGUCCUGGCGAGUUUAACGCCUCAGGAGAUCAAACGGCAGGAAGUCAUCAACGAGCUGUUCUACACUGAGCGUGCUCAUUUGCGGAUGCUGAAGGUGUUGGACUCUGUUUUCUAUCAGAGGCUGAACAGAGAUGCAAUCCUCCCUCCAGAAGACCUCAAACACAUCUUCAUUAACCUGGAGGAAAUCAUUCAGCUGCAUGUUUCUGUCACAGAGCAGAUGACUUCGAUCAGGAAGAGGAAUGAGACUUCAGUGAUCGGUCAGAUAGCAGAUGAUCUGCUGGCAUGGUUCAGUGGAGAGGAAGAGGAGAAGAUUAAAAGAGCUGUGGGAACUUUUUGCAGCAACCAGCCAUCUGCUCUGGAGCUUAUCAAGAGCAGAAAGAAGAAAGACCAGAGGUUUACCUUAUUCAUGCAGGAGGCAGAGAGUAACCGUCUGUGUCGCAGGCUGCAGCUCAAAGACAUCAUCCCUGUAGAGAUGCAGAGAGUGACCAAGUACCCGCUUCUGCUGGACAAUAUAGCCAAAUACACAGAAGAUGGCGAGGAGAGAGAAAAAGUGAGAAAAGCUGCAGAAUGCUGCAAAAAGAUCCUCAACCACGUCAACCAAGCCGUCAAAGAGGCUGAAAACAAACAGAGGCUAAUAGAGUAUCAGAGGAGGUUGGACAUCUCUUCACUUAAACAGAGUGAAAAUCCCAUGAUCCUCGAGCUGAAGAAUCUGGAUUUGACCAAGAGGAAGAUGGUGCAUGAAGGGCCACUCUCCUGGAAAGUCAAUAAAGACAAGACAAUUGAGCUCUACUCACUUCUUCUUGAGGACAUCUUGGUUUUGCUGCAGAAACAGGACGAGCGUCUGGUCCUUAAAUUUCACGGCAAAAAUCCUGCCAGUGCUGCUGACACCAAAAACAUCUUCAGCCCCGUCAUCAAGCUCAACACUGUACUGGUUCGCCCAGUGGCCACUGACAACCGGUCUUUUUUCGUGCUGUCCAUGUCUGAAAAUGGGGCUCAGAUCUACGAGCUGAUGGCUCAGACGGUGUCAGAUCAGAGAACGUGGCAGUGCCUGAUCACACAGUGUGCUGAUGCCAUGAAGGCUAAACCUGACAACAGAGACAAACCUGCAGCCCAAACCCAAGCUGAGCAGGAUGCUAUUGAGAUCAUGAAACAAGGUUUGCCCAAAGUGACCAAAGAUCCUGCCGGUUCACCAGAUGGAAACAUUAACUCUUCAGAUCUUGCGUCUCCAUGCAUCCCAGAUAAAGAUGGCGCCUCUACUCCAGACAUUCAGCCAUCAAGUACAAACCCGUUUGAUGGUAUGAAAUCAGAGGAUGAGGAAGAGGAGCCAGCUUCAUCAGACAGACGGGAGGAGGAUGUAGAGGAAGAGGAGGCUGAUGAAGAGAUAGAUGAAGCAGAGCUGGAGGCUUUCCUGGAUGGGCAGCUCGCUGAGGGACUGCCUUUCCUCGAGGAGGCGUCACCUCAGGGUGUCGCUACUGAAAAUCAAGAGCACAACGCACUCGAUUUACCCUCGUCUAAAGGCGAAGAGGCCCUCAGGACGUUGGCGAUGUUGAAGCAGGCUCUUUUCAAUCACAUGAUCAGUCGAGAGGCUGAGGAGGAGACAGAGGAAAAGAGAGAGAGUGCGACCCCUGGGCGUCAGCAGAGUGUCUCUUUGCCUGGGAGUCCUGAGGGGCCGUCUGCUGUGAGUGAAGAGGGUCAAACGUCUGCAGGUUCCCAAAGCGACAACAGCCAGACUUCAACCAUCACGGGAAUGUCUGAGAAUGCUGAACGCAACGGUGGUUUCAUGGUUUUGGAUUUUGGAGGCUCAGAGGAGAGCAGCACUGAUGACGACGGAGGAGUAGGAAUUGACGUGGGGAUAGACAUGAGUAAACUGCUCUCCUCGUCCUCGCAGACAGGAGGCGUCGGCGGCCCUAACCUCAGCAGGCAGCUUAUGACUCACCUGCGCCUCCUGCAGGCCGACCUGCAGUAUCUGAAGGAAGUGGAGAUGAAAUACAACCAGCUGCAACAAACUCACAAUAACUCAGCUACAGAGUCAGAGGACAACAACGGUUUAUCAGAUGGGAUUCAGUGAUCAAAGACUUUGUGAUAUAUCUUGGUCUUAUGAGCCAAGUUUAAUGCCACUUCACAAGCUUCUUCUGGACUCUUCAACACUGAUGUUACUAUAACGACAGAGGAGAAAUGUCUGAUCACCUUAGACGUUUAUCAGCAGAAGACUCCAUCACCAAUUCCACCACUGUUGCUCCUUCAAAAGAGAGACACUCUGGAAGUAUCAGAGAACAAUUCAGUUGUUUUAUUGUUGUAAUAAUAUUAACUAUCAAUGCAUAAGUUAUCGUUAACACUGGAGAUAUGUAUUGGAAAAGAAGUGACUGUGUGAAAUCACACGGAGAUGCAUCAAGAAAAAAAGACAUGAAGACCAUGGACAGAAGGACUCUGAGGAUCCAGAAGAAGGAUUUUCUUGUUCAGGACUCACUGCUGUAAGCUUGAGAUUUCAUUUUGCGAUACUUUAUAACACUUUUGUACACGUCUAACCCCAUAUAGUCAAAUAUUUCUAAAGAUAGACCCCCUACUUUGUCACUGCACUGAGAAACAAACUUGGCAAAUGAGGCAAACCAAAUCCUGAAUCCUGCUCUAAAGACACAUGAAUAGACAGUGACUUGAUUUUGAUCUCCUUGCUCAUUUUCCCUUAACUGCAAAUACAAGUGCAUUUUAAAAAAAAUAGAAUAUCAUAAAAAUUGUCCUUUUGUGCUUUGAUUUAAUUCAAAAAGUUCAAUUGCCAUAUAUUCUAGAUUCAUCUCUUACAAAGGGAAAUAUUUCAAGACUUCUCUGUUUAAUCUAGAUUAUUACGGCUUUAAGCUCAUGAAAAACAGUGUCAUAAAAUAUUUGAAUAUUGUGGAAACGCCCAAUUUGCAAAGGUUUCCUGAGUCUACCUUCUCUCACUGGUUUAGUACACACAACCACAAUCAUGAAGAAGACUGCUGAUUUUACAAAUGUCCAGAAGACAAUGGCUGACUUUGUUCAUAAGGAGGGUAAGCCACAGAAGGUCACUGCUGAAAGGACAGGCUGUUCUCAGAGGCUCUAUCAUUAAUGGAAAGUUGACUGGACAGGAAAAGUGUGGUAAGAAAAGGAGUACAAGAAAAAGGAAUGAGCUCAGCCUUCAUAGGAUUGUCAAAUGAAGCAGAUUCAGGAACUUAGGCGAGCUUCGCAAGGAGUGGAAUGAGGCUGGAGUCAGUGGAUCAGGAGCCACUGCACAGACAGGUCUGGGAAAUGGGCUACAAGUGUCGUGUUCCUAGUGCAGAGCCACUUCUGAACCAAAGAUUCUCACCUGGGCUAAGGUGGUCAAAUGUCCUGUUUUCAGAUGAAAAUAAAUUUUGAAUCUCAUUUGGAAAUGAAAGUCCCAGAGUCUGCAUGAAGAUCUAUGAGGCACAGAAUCCAAGGUGCUUGAAGUCAGUGUUUUCAGUCUCCAAAGUCAGUGAUGGUUUGGGGUUUCAUGUCCUCUGCUGCUGAUGGUCCACUGUGCUUUAUCAAGUCCAGAGUCAAUGCA